AUGGUAACCAAGGCUCUUGUGGUUUCCUGCCUCAUUCUUGGCUCCUUUGCUCACCAACCUCAACAAUUUCCGAAUUCUAACGCCCAACAGCAGGUGAGAAGUUGAUUCGAGAAAUAUAAAAACUAGAAAAGCACUAGGAAACGUUCACGUUUCGUUUCUGUGCAAAAAUCGAUAAAUAAGCAAAGAGCUUGCAGGGAGGACAGCCGGAACAAGCACAUCACGGCCAGGCAGGUCAGCAACAGCAGUUUGGUGGUGAGCAAGCGAAAGAUGAGCAGUAAGUCGUUGUAUUGAAACCUUAUGAGCAGUCUUGCUUUUCAGCCACAUAAAAGAGCAUUUGGACGGAAAGGUGGACCCGACCGCCAACAUGACACCGGAACAACUCCAAUUCCAUUACUUCAACAUGCAUGACUUGGAUAAGAACGGAAAAUUGGACGGUGUUGAGCUAAUCAAGGCCAUCACUCAUUUCCAUUCCGGUCAGUUCAUGUUCUUUAUUUUCUUGUGAAUCUAAAUUCGAUUUUAGAAAACCCCGGACCACAGCAUACUCAAAGCAACCCGAACCACCAGCCACCACCACUUCCGAGUGAAGUCGAACUCGAAACGAUGAUCGACAGUAUACUGAGGUAAGGAAAACCGACUUUUCUUUCUGAAAUCUGUCAUUUUAGAGAUGACGAUUUCAAUGCCGACGGAUUCAUAGACUAUGGAGAGUUCCUGAAAGCACAGAAAAUUCGUGAAGAUCAAGCAAGAACCCACCAGGAACAAAUGGCAAAGACCGGACAACAAUAA
Molecule: messenger RNA, 783 nt
Organism: Caenorhabditis sp. 36 PRJEB53466
Lineage: Eukaryota; Metazoa; Nematoda; Chromadorea; Rhabditida; Rhabditidae
Source: the annotation of a GenBank genome assembly